GCUGGGCUUGCCGCCAUUUCCCGCUUUCCAAACCGCCGGAAGCGGAACCCGCCAGCCCGCCCUUCGUGGACCGGCGCCUCAGGUCACCUGUCCGGGCGGAAACCGGGCACCACUCAGCCGAUCCGGCCUGGGGCGCUCGGGAUGGGGGCUGCGGGGCCGCUGGAUUGUCACUGCCACCUCGCGGCGCCGGACUUUGAGCGGGAUAUUGAGGACAUAUUGGAAGAAGCAAAGAAGGCUAAAGUUUUGGCCCUUGUGGCAGUUGCUGAACACUCAGGAGAAUUUGAAAAAAUUAUCCAGCUUUCAGAAAGGUACCCAGGGUUUGUCUUCCCAUGUCUGGGAGUUCAUCCAGUUCAAGGUAUUCCCCCAGAGGAACAAUGCAGUGUUACUUUAAAGGACCUGGAUGCUGCAUUGCCACUUAUAGAACUCUAUAAAGAUAGAUUGUUGGCAGUUGGAGAGGUUGGACUAGAUUUCACUCCCAGAUUUGCCAGCACAGAUGAACAGAAGCAAGAACAAAGACAAGUCUUGACCAAACAGAUUCAAUUAGCGAAAAGACUGGAUUUGCCUUUAAACGUCCAUUCUCGUUCAGCUGGAAGACCAACCAUUAACCUCCUAAAAGAACAAGGCGCUGAAAGGGUGUUGCUCCAUGCAUUUGACGGGAGGCCAUCUGUGGCGAUGGAAGGAGUGAAGGCUGGAUAUUUCUUCUCUAUUCCUCCUUCCAUUAUAAGAAGUGAACAGAAGCAGAAGCUUGUGAAACAGUUGCCCUUAGAAUGUAUGUGCUUAGAAACCGACUCUCCUGCACUAGGUCCUGAAAAACAGGUGAGAAAUGAACCAAAGAAUAUUCUCAUUGCUGCAGAGUAUAUUGCCAAAAUGAAAGGAAUCCCAGUGGAAGAAGUUAUACAAGUGACGACACAGAAUGCACUGAAAGCGUUUCCCAAACUUCAGAAAUGUCUCUUGAAAUAGACCAAGAAAUAUUUAAAAUUUGCAAUUACAUUAUGUCCCAACAGCUAACAUGUGCAAUAAAAAAAAAUCUGUCUGUCCUGCAUAA
Dermochelys coriacea (leatherback sea turtle) is the source of this 1045-nucleotide messenger RNA. RefSeq names its product putative deoxyribonuclease TATDN3. Lineage: Eukaryota; Metazoa; Chordata; Testudines; Dermochelyidae. The record is from RefSeq and is a predicted model, not a curated record. The transcript is spliced from 10 exons. Bases 142 to 960 code for a protein of 272 amino acids. Gene Ontology annotation, molecular function: hydrolase activity, acting on ester bonds.